Molecule: messenger RNA, 471 nt
Organism: Hippopotamus amphibius kiboko
Lineage: Eukaryota; Metazoa; Chordata; Mammalia; Artiodactyla; Hippopotamidae
Product: PCNA-associated factor-like
Exons: 1
Coding region: 1-336 (111 amino acids)
Biological process (GO): regulation of cell cycle; translesion synthesis
Cellular component (GO): nucleus
Molecular function (GO): chromatin binding
Source: RefSeq, a predicted model, not a curated record
AUGGUGCGGACUAGAGCAGACGGUGUCCCUGGCAGUUACAGAAAAGCAGUGGCUUCUCGAGCCUCCAGGAAGGUCCUUGUUUCCUCCACCUCUGCCGCUGAUUCCAUGCCGCUUUCGUUGAGGAAAGCUGAAAAUAAGUAUGCAGGAGGGAAUACAGUUUAUGUGCGCCCAACUCCUAAGUGGCAAAAAGGAAUCGGAGAAUUCUUCAGGCUGUCCCCUAAAGAGUCAGAAAAAGAGAAUAGGAUUCCUGAGGAGGCAGGAAGCAGUGGCUUGGGAAAAGCAAAGAGAAAAGCAUGUCCUUUGCCACUUGAUGAUACAGAUGAUGAAAAGGAAUAGAAUUUUCUUAUUCAUCCUUUACUGAUGUCUCCUGUUUACUCUGGUAUUCUGGGAUGUAAAUUUGCAUACAUGUAUUUGUUCCAAUUAUCUUUGUUGAAUAGGCAUUUAAUUUAAAAGAAUGAGGCUUACACUUAG